GUCGACCCGGGCUCGCAGGGCGGUGGCGGAGCAGUUAGCUGCGGCGAGCAGUUAGCUGCGGCGGAGCUAGCGCGCCGGCGGUACGGAGGACUGGCCAUGGAGCGCGAGGUGCAGCGGGUUCGCGCGGCGUUCGGGUCCGGCCGCUCGCGCCCCCUGACGUUCCGGCGGCGGCAGCUCGAGGCCCUGCGCGCGAUGGUGCAGGAGCGCGAGAGGGACAUCCUGGCGGCCAUCGCCGCCGACCUGAGCAAGAGCGAAUUCAACGCAUACAGUCAAGAAGUCAUCACCGUGCUUGGGGAAAUUGAGCUUGUGCUGGAGAAGCUUCCUGAAUGGGCCGCUGCUAAACCAGCUCAGAAGAACCUGGUCACCAUGCUGGACGAGGCCUACGUCCAGCCAGAGCCCCUGGGAGUCGUGCUGAUCAUCGGAGCUUGGAACUACCCCUUUGUCCUCACCAUCCAGCCUCUGAUAGGAGCCAUCGCUGCAGGAAAUGCUGUGAUUAUCAAGCCUUCUGAAGUAAGUGAAAAUACAGCCAAGGCCUUGGCUACGCUCCUCCCUCAGUACUUAGACCAGGACCUGUACGCGGUUGUUAAUGGUGGCGUCGAGGAAACCACGGAGCUUCUGAAGCAGCGAUUUGACCACAUUCUCUACACGGGAAACACCACUGUUGGAAAAAUUGUCAUGGAAGCCGCCGCCAAGCAUCUGACCCCGGUGACCCUUGAACUGGGAGGGAAGAGUCCGUGUUACGUUGACAAAGACUGUGACCUGGACGUUGCCUGCAGACGCAUCGCCUGGGGCAAGUACAUGAACUGCGGCCAGACCUGCAUCGCCCCCGACUACGUGCUCUGCGAGCCGUCCCUCCAGGACCUGAUCGUGCGGAAGGUGAAGGAGGCCGUGAAGGAAUUUUAUGGAGAAAACGUAAAAGCAUCCCCCGACUAUGAAAGGAUCAUCAACCUUCGUCAUUUCAAGAGGAUACGAGGUUUGCUUGAAGGACAGAAGAUAGCUUUUGGCGGGGAGACCGAUGAGGCCACACGCUACAUAGCCCCAACGAUACUCACUGAUGUGGAUCCUAAAACCAAAGUGAUGCAAGAGGAAAUUUUUGGACCAAUUCUUCCAAUAGUGCCUGUGAAGAAUGCAGAAGAAGCCAUACAGUUCAUAAAUGAACGCGAAAAGCCCCUGGCUUUCUACGUGUUUUCUCAUAACACUAAGCUCAUCAAGCAAAUGAUCGACAGGACGUCCAGCGGGGGCGUCACGGGCAAUGACGUCAUCAUGCACUUCAUGCUCAGCUCCCUGCCCUUCGGAGGCGUGGGGUCCAGUGGGAUGGGAGCGUAUCACGGAAAACACAGUUUCGAUACUUUUUCGCAUCAGCGUCCCUGUUUAUUAAAAAGCCUGAAGCGAGAAGGCGCAAACAAACUCCGGUAUCCUCCCAAUAGCCAGUCGAAGGUGGACUGGGCCAAACUGUUCUUCCUGAAACGGCUCAACAGAGGGAAACUCGGGCUUCUGCUGCUUGCCCUCCUGGGCGUCGUGGUGGCGGCGCUCAUGAAGGCUGGAUGCUACUGAAGAGUGAUCCGUGCCGCCGCAUCAUCCUCUCUACCGAAUUAUUCUUCUACCAAAUAAUUAAUGAACCAGUAAUUUUGAAAUCCUGCCAAAAAUUGUAAGACAGUAUGCAAAUGCACCAUCGCCAAACCUAAAAGUCAUUGCCACUCACCGUUAAUAAAACUCACCGUUUCAGCCAAAGCCCAGCACUCGCCCGCCCAGUAGUGAGACGCUCGGAGAACCCCCAUCCCUAGAGCUCUGGGCUGGGGGAGGGGAGAGCGCGCUGGGAGAACCUGAGUUCGCAGAACCUGCUCAGCGACUCUGCUGCUCAGGGGACAUGGGACACCCUGCCCUUACCGCGGGCAUCACCCUGUGGCCUUCCAGAGCCCAGCCCCGCCCAGGCUUCCAGGUCUCAGUCCAGAGAGGUAAGGCGAGGUCUCCCAGCCCCCUUGGGGUUCGAGGCACUAGAACUGAGGUGUGGGGGCUCCCUGUCCCUCGUCUGUCGGGACUUGAAAGCCUGACCUCCGGGAGUCGGCCCUCCUCUCUCAUCCACUCUCUGUCCUGUCUCGUGCUUGGUCUGUGAUGGUCCGUGCGGCCGUCCACACGUGGUUUUGUGACUCAUGUCACUCACUCAGAGCAUCUUGUAAAUCCUAGGGCUUCCUGGAAGACAGUUGCCAAUUUCAUACAAGUAUCAGCUAUCAUUCCUAGGGUGCAGGAGUUGUAGAGUUCUGCAUCUUACAAAACCCACCUGGCAUUUUUUACUGCUGUCCUGAAAGUACUCAUAACAAUACUUAUCCUCGCAUAAUAGGACCUUCAAGUUGCAAGUUAAUGGCUCUUCAAGGACAAAUCUAAGUUUCUUAUUUCUGUAGCAGAAGGCAAGUAAAUUUCCCUUUUUUAGACUUGAGAGAGAUGCCUUUCUGAAUAGAUUGGGUCCACAGAACUUAACGUGGGGACCAUUUCCUGUCCUAGACGGCUCUGCAGCCCUGAGAGCCUCGGGGGCUGGUGAGUGGGCGUCUGUAGGAGGACCCUGAGCCACAGCAGCUGCCCCGCCAAAGGGGACGGAAGACACAGGGAGAUGACACCACCCCCUACCCCCACCCCCCGGACCCCGGCCUGGGGCACUUCAGCCAGAUGGAAAGUCUGAAGGAGAGCCCUCGGGGCAGGGGGCCGGUGGUGGUCCGGGCUGCAGGGGCCGUACCCUCCCCGCCUCCACGCUUGAGAAGACUCGGCCGCUCAGUGAGAGAGUGUAACUCACUCUAGGAACGUGUGAUCUACCACUGAGUGAACUGCUCCGUUAGGCUGUCUGCAGUAUGUUACAUCUGCAUCACAGGACAAGGUGGUGAGAAUCCAUCACUAGACUAGUUUAGGAAACAGCUGCUUAAACCACUAUCAGAAUAAUCAAUCAUAAAAGAGCUCAGACAGAAUUUCAAUACGGAAUUUUCAUUUGGUAUAUUGUACGUUACACUUUUUUUAUAUACAGCAGGUUAUUAGUCAUCCAUUUUAUACACAUCAGUGUACACAUGUCAAUCCCAAUCUCCCAGUUCAUCCCACCACCACCACCACCCCCCACCACUUUCCCCCCUUGGUGUCCAUACGUUUGUUCCCUACAUCUAUGUCUCUAUUUCUGCCUUGCAAACCGGUUCAUCUGUACCAUUUUUCUAGAUUCCACAUAUAUGCAUUAAUAUACGACAUUUUUCUCUUUCUGACUUACUUCACUCUGAAUGACAGUCUCUAAGUCCAUCCACGUCUCUACAAAUGACCCAGUCUUGUUCCUUUUUAUGGCUGAGUAAUAUUCCAUCGUAUAUAUAUGUACCAUGUCUUCUUUAUCCAUUGAUCUGUCGAUGGGCAUUUAGGUUGCUUUCAUGACCUGGCUAUAGUAAAUAGAGCUGCAAUGAACGUUGUAGUACGUGUCUCUUUUUGAAUUAUGGUUUUCUCCAGGUAUAUGCCCAGGAGUAGGUUUUUUAAGGAACCUCCAUACUGUUCUCCAUAGUGGCUGUAUCAAUUCACAUUCCCACCAACAGUGCAAGAGGGUUCCCUUUUCUCCACACCCUCUCCAGCAUUGAUUGUAGAUUUUUUUGAUGAUGGCCAUUCUGACCGGUGUGAGGUGAUACCUCACUGUAGUUUUGAUUUGCAUUUUUCUAAUAAUUAGUGAUGUUGAGCCUCUUGUCCAUCUGUAUGUCUUCUUUGGAGAAAUGUCUAUUUAGGUCCUCUGCCCAUUUUUUGAUUGGGUUGUUUGUUUUUUUUAAGAUUGAGUUGCAUGAGCUGUUUAUAUAUUUUGGAGAUUAAUCCUUUGUCCGUUGAUUUGUUUGCAAAUAUUAAACAUUCUAAUUAAGCAAAAUUA
Messenger RNA from Globicephala melas (long-finned pilot whale), 3871 nucleotides. RefSeq names its product aldehyde dehydrogenase 3 family member A2 (gene ALDH3A2). Gene Ontology annotation, cellular component: cytoplasm. Gene Ontology annotation, molecular function: aldehyde dehydrogenase (NAD+) activity; 3-chloroallyl aldehyde dehydrogenase activity. Gene Ontology annotation, biological process: aldehyde metabolic process. The record is from RefSeq and is a predicted model, not a curated record. NCBI's taxonomy places the organism in Eukaryota, Metazoa, Chordata, Mammalia, Artiodactyla, Delphinidae.